Molecule: messenger RNA, 1513 nt
Organism: Nicrophorus vespilloides
Lineage: Eukaryota; Metazoa; Arthropoda; Insecta; Coleoptera; Silphidae
Gene: key
Product: NF-kappa-B essential modulator
Exons: 6
Coding region: 244-1410 (388 amino acids)
Biological process (GO): regulation of canonical NF-kappaB signal transduction
Cellular component (GO): cytoplasm; nucleus
Molecular function (GO): K63-linked polyubiquitin modification-dependent protein binding
Source: RefSeq, a predicted model, not a curated record
UUGUUAUUUGCGCGUGGUCACACUGUUGAUUUAUUUUUAUUGUUGACGGCUGGAGUGGUAAUUCAAUAACACAAUAAUUCCUAAAACUAAGGAAAAUAUAUUCCUGAAAAGAAUUGAAGGUUGAAAAUGUGAAGCGUUUAAGAAAAACAACAAUAUUGGGCUUUUAUUUGUUUAUUGUUUUCAUAUCAAUAAUUUAGAGUGUCGAACACCGAACGAUAUCAGCUGAGACGAAAUUAAUAAGAUAUGGACAUCGGAAUAAAUCAUGGGCUUCACCAGCUACCAGCCGCCUGCUAUCCGCCAUCAGACAGCGAUGAGGAAUCUUUCGUGGUGCUGCAGAAUUCUUUCAGUUCGGAGUUCGACAAGAAGGAUGAACUUCGAUGGGCUGAUGAGUUUUCGUCCGAGGUAAUCGAGGACUCGCAACAGCAAGCCUCCGAUUCCCUGUGCACCAUGACCUUGCAGCAGUCCUCCGAGGCAUCAGCGCCAAUCUCCGAUGUCAUGUCGCAUGACGAUGUGCAGAGGCAGGUGGAGCAAUUGAUAGAGGAAAACAAGAAUCUGAAGAACACGUUAGAACAGAACAAUAUUUUCAUGAAGACGCUAAAGCAGUGGCAGGAAGACGUAGGACGUGUACAAAACUCUCACAAGAAGAAAUUUGCAGAGACGAAAGCAUACAUUGAGGCCUUGGUGACCGAGAAUCAAAGGCUGAGAGUCGGCGGAGACGGAGCGAACUCUGAUGCCGAUUUGCUGAGGCUAGAGUACAGCAAAAAUAUUGGGGCGCAAAUCGAGAAGAACCUGGGUUUGGAGAAUCGCAUCAAGGAGUUGCUGGAUCAAAACGAGUGCUUGAGCAGCAGGAUUGGCGAACGCGAACAAGAUUUUGAGAACAAGGAACAGAAGUAUCUACAACAGAUAACUGAUUUGAAAGCUGAUUCUCACAAAGCCGAGUCCGAGGAGAUCGCCAAUUUGCGUAAGCAAUUGAUGGAGGCGCAGUCCUGCCUGACAGAUAUUAAACAAACGAAGAAGGCCAUCCAAUUAGAGGCGGAUGCCAAUAGGAAGACCAUCGACGAUCUACAGACGCGCAUUCAAAAUAUGACCAAGGAGUCGGAUCGGACUCUUGCUCUGGAGAGUCAAUUGGAUAUUUUCAAGAACGACUUCAAAGUUGAGCGCGAGAGUAAGCAAAAUAUCAUCCGAGAGAAAAACGACAUGGCUAUAGAUAUGAGGAACAUGCAACUGAAGAAUGAACAAUUGAUGCGGGAUAUCGAAGUUUUACGAACGAAAUGCACGUUUGUCGAAGUCUCCCAUGCCCCGCCUUCGCCGCCACCAACCACGUACACUUGUCCACUGUGCAUGUUAAAAUUUAGAUCAAUCAAAAGCCUCGAAGAUCACGUAGAAUUAUGCUUGGAAAAUACCCAAUAGACUUGCCUUCUGGAGAGGUGCUGAAUUCUUAUCGCAGAAUUUACUAUUAUAUUAUCUAUGGAUUUACUAAGUAGAUAUUAGUUUUGUAUGAUAAUCUAUUAUA